Molecule: messenger RNA, 7890 nt
Organism: Athalia rosae (coleseed sawfly)
Lineage: Eukaryota; Metazoa; Arthropoda; Insecta; Hymenoptera; Athaliidae
Product: signal transducer and activator of transcription B-like
Exons: 3
Coding region: 2075-2848 (257 amino acids)
Source: RefSeq, a predicted model, not a curated record
UUUAGUACGUUGAUCGAUCCUCUAUGCUGCGUUUCAAUCAGCAGAACUGACAGCUAUACCUAUAUCUUCAUAUUCGCUCAUCCUCAAUAUGCAUCGCAAUUUGCAGCAGCUAGCUGGUAUGAGCUGAUAGUCUGUACCCAAAUUAUCUUGGAAUGGAUUAUUGGUUUAGAUAUCGGAGAUACGUAACCAAGUUUCUUUUUAUCCUUAUCGUUGUUUCUCAUAGUGAGGGUAUAAACAUAAAUAUAUCGACAUGUCUUCCCAUCGAAAAGAACCGCGUAUUUUUCUUCUCGGUUGCCAUGAGCAGAAAUAACUGUUGCAGAAACAAAUAUUAUUGAGGUUUUUAGAGAAAAAAAUCACACCCCAGAUCGGCUCGGUACGCGGAUAAUGUAAUCAAUCGCUUAAAAUUGUUCACAGCCCUUUGAUGUCUCCUAUAAAUUUCGUUUUUAAUUUCAUGACGUCUUGGAAAAUUCCAUGUAUACAGAUUUAUUCCAUUCCAUGUAUACUCAUUUUAUUCUUUUUACCCUCAUCAAUACUACAGUCGAAAAAUUAUUCUGUUAAUUUGUUAUGAAUCAAUUAAAAUCAUUGACGAUACUCUAUGAGAUCUGAUAAAUCUCUCAGAUUUAUGGAUAUCAUCGAGUAAAAUUAAUCGACAUCCCACGUACGAUUUUACUUUCCUUUUCUUCUCAUCACUAUUGCAAUAAGAAAAUCGAUUAUCCGUACAGCAUGGGCCGGUCAGAGGCGUCGUUUUACACCGCAAAACUUUCAAGAAAUUUUAUAUUCUAAGGCCGGAGAAUUUUAACGUAGAAAAUUCUAUGCAUAUGUACACCCAGGUUACGUAUCUCUCGGGAUUGAUCAUCCUCUGUAUAACUUAGAUAGCCACCCUGUCUCUUUUUGAUCUCACCCACGCAUACGCAGUCUAAAGAUUUUAUCACACAUAUUUUAUUCUAAAAUUAUGAUUCGUUUUUCUGUCUUUCACAUACAUAUUUAUUGUAUCUACAUCGGUGGUAUAUUUACCCAAUUAUUUCUUGAGCUCCUUAUUGUCCCUGCUAUACAGUAGAAAUCCACGAUCCCCACAAGUAGUCAUAAUUCUAUUACUAUAUGCCUAUAUGGUAUAAUAUUUACAUAGGUUUAUUCGAAUUCAGUAUAAAUACAUCAGUGCUGUUUUAUCGUCAUUAUUCCAUGCUAAAUUUUCUGCUAUGAAUAUCCCCCUCUAUUUCCAUUAAAAAAUAUAUAUCUCUAUACAUACAUAAUGUAUUUAUAUUUCUGCACACUAAUUAUUACAUUGAUAAAAGAGGGCAAAACUCCAUCAGUUGAGUAUUACGAGGUAUAUUUUGAGCCUAAAAAAUUCUGUCUGAAAAUAAAAUUUAAAUUCCAAAAAAAAUACGGAUAAUGUAAUCGAUUGAUCUAAUCGCGGAGUUUCGCCCACGCCAUUUUGGUAUCUCUGAUCAUCUUUAUUUUUAUUGAUCAUGCCCACGUAUUUAGGAUUUUUGUCCACAUUGAAUUUGUCAUACUUAAUCGUAGAAUGUGUUUUAACAACUUUAUUGUACACGCAAUUUACUGUAAUUAUCAUUGAUCGUAUGAUAGAAACACAAACCAUUUUUAUUAAUUUUUUUAUCCAACAAUUUUUUUCUCUUGUAUUAAUCCAUCAAUUUCUUUGUAUACAUAUAUUGCAUUGUUCAGUAGAAUUUGAUCCAUUAAAAAGAAAAAAACAAAAUAAUAAUAAUUCAAAUGACUUUUCAUAAAAAAUAUAAACCUUAUUAUAUAAUUAGAUCAGACAACCAAAACGUGUGUAUGUAGUACAUAUGAUAAUGGAGUAUGAAAAAACAAAAAAAAGAAUGAAUUUUAAAAUGAAUAAGUUAACGAAACAGAAUUAAAAAGCAAAUACUUUAACAACAAUAAAUUUGAAAUUAAAAAGUAAAAAGAAAAUAAAAAAAAGAGUAUUUCCGACGGAUGUGGCGGGGAGCUUGGAACUAUCCGAUAAUAAAUAACUGGCUAUAACGACGCAGGUAACCGGAGAACAGCCAGCGUACGAUCGGUAGGAUAUUCGGACCUAUUUGUCCUCAGUAAAAAGGACAUGUGGGAUGUCCUAAAAGAAUAUCCAGCAGCCAGAGUACGACUAGAAGCCAUCGCCGUGAAGAGACUUGAGAAAUAUAAAAGGGCACCUUUGGAAAAAGCGGCCAUGGGUAGAUGUCAGAGUACUCCUGGUCUAGUGGAAUCACGGGGUCAGGUCCCCCUGGAAGAGAUGUGGGUAUCCUCAUUGGAGACGAGUAAUCCGGCGCCAUUCGCGACAACCCAUUCAAUUUUUUCCCCGUCAACAAGUCCCCUCAAUUCACAUAAUUUAAACAUGCAGAGCAGCCACAGCAACGCUACGAAUGUCCUGAACAACAACAACAACAAUAACAACAAUAAUAACAAUAACAACAAUAAUACUAACAAUAAUAACAACAUAACUAAAAGUAUUGAGAGUCCUAUGAGUGCUACGAGCAGUGGACAUAGUAGCGAAGAUCAGGCUUCUAGGCAACCAACUUCUGGUGCGGGGUCGCAGCAGGGAUUUGGAGGAAAACAAUCUACACAUUCUGGUACAACAUGCAACAGCAUGACACCUCUUGUUCAAAGUGAGGGUACGACGCCGUUGUUGGGUUCCCACGAGGCACUUUUGGCCGAAAUCAAACGUCUCAGAGAACGUUUAGUUACGUUGGAAACAGAAAAUGCUGCGAUGAGUGUUAAAUUGAAUCAACAACAAUGGGAAGUUGAACAUAGAUUGGCGGAAAUUGAGAUGCAAAUAUGCGGUGCUAGUUCUUCGUCCAGUCUGGAAGAUAAUGAGCGAAACAGGGAAAGCAUUAUUUAACGAGAAACAUGGCCGCGGGAGCGCGGCAACAAUAGGAACAUGGAACGCGUACGUCGUUACGUUGAAGAAGCCAGCGGCAUUGAGGAUUUCAGCGGUAUAACUUCCUUGGCACACAGUGAAACAAAAUCAAUCGGUAGUAUCAGUCAAAGAUUAUUCGAAAGCGACGAUAAUGACGAUGAUGAUGAUCACGGUCACGGUGAUGUCGGCCAUUCCGGUACGUGUAACGGAUACAAUAAUUCACAACCAGGAAGCAAGUCGAAUUUAUUAUUAUGCCGCGAAUGUUGCGAAGUUAGAUCGAGAUGCUGCAAAAACAUAAUUCAAGGUGGCGGCGGCCGUUUUCCUUCUGCAAGAUACAUCGAAGAAUUAGUUAUUGAUUCGCAAUCGUUACACCAUCAAUCUUCAAACACGGAACGCGAUCUCAUAUGUUUUAACUGUCAUGCACCAAAAUUAUGUCCACAAUGUGAAUAUUGCAGCAGUAAAAUAUUUGAGAAAAUUGGAUCCAUGCCUUUAGACACCGAGGAUCAAAUCGAACGGAUCAAAGGGGAUGAAAGAUUGACAGAGAAUUUAUUCAAAAAAGUUGAUCACUCCUCAUCUUCUUCUAAUUAUCCAGUGAGCGCCGUUGUCCAAAUAAAAGUCAACAGUAAAAAAAUAACUGAGGUUGAUUCAGACGAAAUAAAUGAGAAAAUAUCAUACAGCAUAGAUACUAGGGAAUCUGCUGCAGAUGAAAAAUCGCACACGACAGUCAUCGAUUGUUUGGUAACCUUGGACGAGGUCAAAUCGAACUCGAUCCAGCAUAUUGAGGAUGAUAAUGAAGAGAGUAAAAAAUUAAACGGUACUGCAAAGACUAGAUAUUUGAAUUACAUGAUUGUACUUAUUUUGUAAAUAAUAUAUUUAUAAUAAUCUAAAGCAGAAAGUCAACAUUUGCUGUAGUUUAUCUAUAAUUGCUACGAUCUUGAAAUAUUACUAUAUUAUUAUAUUAUUAUCAUUAUUCACUAUCGUACUGAAAUUAAACGAUUGAUUUGAAUCCAUUAUUAACAACGCGUGUACACUUCAACUAUAGCCCAUUAAUGCUUCAAUGCUAUUCGACUACGAAAAGUAAUUAAUCGAAUCGACGUUCUCACAUUAUUCAUAUUACAAUACAAUUCCCUGUACAUAAUAUACAAAUCAUACUCAUGUAUGUAGAUACCUAUUAUAAUUUCCAAAAGGAAAUGUCUUCGCGCGGGUAAUAGUAAAUAACAAUUCAAUAAAUAAUUAUAACAACAACAACAACAAUAAUAAUAAUGUUAAUAAGAAUUAUAAUAACAAUAUAUUGAUAGUCAUAGUUAAUUACUUUGAUCAAUAUUUCGUACAGAUAUACCCAUAUGUAUAGCGGGUUGUAUACAAAUAAUUGAACAUUUGAAUAAACAAAUAAAUAAAGAAAAUGAGAAAAAUUGAUGAUCCUAUACUGGGUAUUGCUUUUUUAUAAAUUAUAAAGUAAUUCUCUCCACCUAAUAUUUUAUAUGAUACGUAGAUACACAUGUAAUGAAUAAUAAUAAUCAUCUUUUUACAACAUAAUAAUUAAACGGCCAUUCCGCUGCACCAAUUACAACAGGGAAUAAUCAUCGAUACUUCUAAGAGAGGGAAAAAGAAAACAUUGUGACAUUAUAAGAGAUGUUGAAAUGAGAGAAAUUAAGAAAGAACAAAUAAAGAAAACAUCACCAACAGCAACAACAAGUUAAAAUUCCACUUACUGUUCGGGACCAACUCAUAAAAGAAAAUAAUAAUAAUAAAAUAACAAAGAAAAGAUAAAAUAAAAUGUCAUUAUCUGACAUCUACUGCAUCCGGUCAUCACUUUGAUUGAGUAAAGUCUUACUUAUAUAAAUAUAUUAUUGAUUGAUUUUUAUUAUUAGUCUCAUCAUCAUUAUGAGUAUUAUUGAAACUAUUACCAUGACUAUUCUGCCCACUAUUGUUAUUGUUCUUAUUGUUGAUAUUGUGAUUAUUAUUCUUAUUGUUUUUAUUAUUGUUAUUUUCAUUGAUUCUUAUGAUUGUUGUAGUUAUAAUUGUUUUUAUUAAUAUUAUUGAAAAAAUUUGGAUAUACCGCGCAGCGAAGUAAAAAUGCCGGACUUUAAUGUGAAAAAAAUUAUCUACACCUACAUAGUCAGAAUAUUUGCUUCGAAAAUAAAAUUCUCGCAAUAUAUUACCGUAUGUAUUGAUAUUUAUAUGAAUCACAACUAGUUUAUAGAAUAUAUACGUUUUCCCAUGUUUUUGAUUACCAUAAAUAUAAAAUCGAAUAUUAAUUAAUGGAUUGUAUAAUUGUUACGAAGAUUAUAAAGUCAUAAUAUAAUUAUAGUUGUACCUAUAUCGUAUUAAGUAAUUUAUAUACUAUACUGCCAUAUAUCAGCGAGAGAAUUUCUUCAUGAUAUUAUUAUUAUUAUUGUUGUUGUUGAAGUGUGACAGUUAUAGAAUUUGUUUAUAAAUAAUAUAGUAUUUAAAUAUGAUAGGUAUAUGAAAUACAUAGGUAAAUUAUGUAAAUGCAAACAUUAAUUGUUAUUAUGAUACAUGUAUAGUAUAUAACACAUGAUAAUAUUCACAUAUUUCCGAAACAGCGCGAGGAAUGCAGAGAAAGUGGACGGUAAUCAAGCGAAUGAAUAAAUAAAUGAAUCAAUAAGUUGCGGAAUUUUUGAAUCGUCAAUACCAUUUCAAUACAUGCAUGUGCAGUAGUUGCCCCUGGAGACAAUUAAUAAUAAUUGAGAAUUAUUAUGUAAUAAAUAAAUCUCAAUAUCAUUACGAUGAUUAUGAUAGUAAUUAUUAUCAUUAUUAGGGUAUUAUUAGACAACUUAGGUGAAUGAAUGAAUUGAUAAGGGGAAACUGAUUUUUGUUGAAAGUGAUUACUAAUUACAACAUUGAUAUCCAAAUAUAAUUUUAAUGAGAAAAAGAAAUGCUAUAUUUAAUGUUCAUACCUAUUACCAGAGAAAAAAAAAAAACAAAUAGAAAGAACACAACGUACAAUAAGUUCAUUUAUACAACAUUCCUCUACCCUCGUCCAAUAUUUUUUACUUUAUAAUUUAAUUUUUGUGUCAUUAAAACGCAUUCUUUACCCAUUGAUUCAUAUGAUUCCAUUGGAAUAAACGGACGGAAUCAAGUUUGCAAGAUGUGUAAAGAACAAGAAGAAAUAAUCGUCGCUGGCUCAUUAAGUUAUUGAGAAAUACUCGUAAAAUAUCUGCUUCUUAUUUUAUGUAAAUCCAUAGAGGAUAUUCUAGGAUUUCAUCCUUCGUAUCUCUGGAUAUUUAUAAACUGUCCGACGUAACAUUUCAAUAAUUUUCCAAGGGCCUGGAGUCCAUUUGAAAAGAUUUGUGGGAAACCAGAAGCAGCUCCUAGAAAAAUGUGGCAUUAUUUUUCAGCAGAUCUGAUAAGCAAUUGCCAAUUACUCUAAAUGGUAGGCAACCAAAGGUACACGGAUUCUCAAUGCAUUUCGUUUAAAAAAAAAAAAACGAAACUGGCUGAUGUGGGAUUUUCUAGUGGAUUCUCUUCGCCAUGCAGUACGUUUAUCGUUUAGAAAUCUCGAAUAUCGAAGCCUCGAAGCCGGACACCAUAUUGAAUUUGAAAUCUACUGUUCCUGUAUUUUUUCACCCAGAUAUUGAGCUAAAUCAAUUCCAUGAAUAUCAUAAUAUUAUUUUAAACUUCAUUAGAUAUGCAAAGUGGAUAUUUAAACUAAUUCUUUCAUCUCGAAAAUUAGGUAAACCAGAAACAUAGCCGAGGGAUCGAUACCAGGAUACUUUGGGUUGGAGAGUACGUUGGAGAAGCCGUGUGCGCAUGUCACUUAGUAGCGACGAUCUCUUUCUGUCGUGGCAUCUUGAGGUGAGUGGUCGUGCGUGGUUUACGUGCAAAGCUAAAAUCCGACAAUUUUCUAACCAAAUUGUAGCCAUCGGGAUUCUAUUUGGUUAAAUAAUAAUCCGUCAUAGUGUAUUUUACGAUUCCCAAGGGAUAAUUUUGGACUAUAUAUCGUGACAAGAUAGUUGGGAUUACUGUUUGAAAGCAACCGAAACUGAACGGUUCUUUGCCGCAAUGAACCGUGUCUAAGGGUAGCCGGCUGCUCAAAAUCCACAACCGCAUGCUAACCAACUUCAAUUUAUUAUUUUUCAUUCGUUAAUUUCAAUUUUUCGGGGAUGAUUGCUUGACUAUUUAUUGCUAACAAUUGCUUUUACUCGUUCAUUAUAUUAUGAGAUGGUGUUGGCCGACUAGUAUACUUUAUCUAACGUAAGUCGAUAUUGAAAGGAGUAUUGCCGCAAUAUUGUUAGCUUCGAAAGUCCGGUUCUUUAACGGAAUUGCUAUCUCAUUCGCUUAUACUAUUUGCUGGAAAGUCCUGGUGUGAAACUUUUGUCCCUUUACAAGAAUUCCGAUCUCAUAAUUUUUACUCUUAUUCCUCUUCCACGUAAUGGCGACGGUGUGACAUGUCAUGGUGAUGGGCCGGAAUCGUGGAAUCGCUUUAGACACAAAGGGCAAGGGCAGCGGCGCUUUUUGCGAUGAUUUCAAAGAUUAUAAACGAUUGCAACUUCCCUAUUGUAUCCCGGGAUUAUCUGAGUAGUAGGAACGACGAUAUUUUAGAGUCGGAUUACUAGGAUAUCGUGAAUAAUCACUUCAUAAGUUGCGUCAAAUUGAGCAACCAGGUUGAAUUCGUUGAUAAAGAUCCACUAGGAGUCUGCGGGAUAGCGGAAUUGAAUAUCAAAAUGGCGGCUCCGAUCGUUCGCGCUGAUUCGGACCAUUUCUUUUCACUUCACUUCACUUCCCAUUAUUGAAAUACCGUUCGAUCCCGGCACUGCCGUGUGCCACGUGGUGACACUGGUCAUUUUGCCAUCUAUUCAGUCGUAAUUCGUAUCAACUCUUUGCAAAUUGUCACCACUAAUUAUAUUCAUCUCCUCUUUCAGCUCUGACAAGGGUAACAGCACAGCUUAAACAUGGGAAAGGAAAAGGUCCACAUUAACAUCGUCGUCAUUGGACACGUCGACUCCGGCAAGUCAACAACCACAGGACAUCUCAUCUACAAAUGUGGUGGUAUCGACAAG